Molecule: messenger RNA, 492 nt
Organism: Suillus subalutaceus
Lineage: Eukaryota; Fungi; Basidiomycota; Agaricomycetes; Boletales; Suillaceae
Exons: 7
Coding region: 1-492 (163 amino acids)
Source: RefSeq, a predicted model, not a curated record
AUGUUUAUCGAUGAAAGUAUCUCUAGUCUGUUCCUUCUGAGUAUGCAAGUCCCACCCCGACUUACCAUCUUACCAUAUGUUUUAUGGUCCGACCAUCUGCAUAAGUGCUUCCUUCAUCAAUUGAAGACUCAUUGUUUGGGUCCAAACAGUUCACCCCAUUUUUUCACUAUGCUAGAGUACAAGCUGCAAGAGAAAAGCGCCGUUGGCAUUAUCAAAAGAAUCAAGUUGACCAAACACCAGGUUUUGAGAGGUUAUCCUAGCCAAGCGGCGUCAGUUGCGCAAAGAAAAAAAUCCUGUCAAGACAAUGAACCUUCGGACGAUGAAGACGAACCAAUGGGGAAGAGUGGGAAGUGGGCUCUCAAGUGCUCCUCUGGAUACGAGUGGAAAGUCGUCCCAAGGGGAUUGCUACUGAGAAAGAUUCCUCUAGUGAAAGUCUCGAAGCCUGAAUGGGACUCUGAGGCAAAUAGUGCACCCAAAAGCGAAGUGCGCUAG